Messenger RNA from Eurytemora carolleeae, 2400 nucleotides. RefSeq lists its product as uncharacterized. The transcript has a single exon. The record is from RefSeq and is a predicted model, not a curated record. Gene Ontology annotation, molecular function: calmodulin binding. NCBI's taxonomy places the organism in Eukaryota, Metazoa, Arthropoda, Copepoda, Calanoida, Temoridae. The coding region runs from base 1 to 2400 and encodes 799 amino acids.
AUGAACACCACUUUAAGGAAAGAAAGAAAAACAGAAACGGAAAGUGAUUCUAUCAGUGAUACAUCUAAGCAAAGAAGGAAAAGAUCAAGCUCAAGGCCGAGACAAUCUUCUGUUAAAAAAUCAAAAAAUCUGUUAAACAAUAAUGCUCUUGAUAAAAAACUGGUCAAACCAAAUGCAAGGAAUACAGACAGGAAAUCAAACGAAGGGGAAAAAUCUUGCAAAAUAUCAAGUUUUAGACUUGUUGGACUAAUGGGAAAAUUUAUUUUUGGAAGAAAUAAACUGUCUCUGGGUUUAAAAGAACUGGCUGGCGAAGAUAAUAAAACAUCUGCUGCUAGUGAUAAUUAUCCCUCUGAAGUUAUAACUAGUAAAGAUGAGGCUAGCACAGAUGUUGAUAUAGACUUAGAUGAAUCGAUAAUUGAGGAACAUUCAAAAGUAAAUGAUCUGAAAAACUUUGAUUCAAAUGAUAAUGAGAUUUCUGAAAAAAUAGAUAUUGAUCUAAAUGAUCCCGAAGUUGCCAAUAGUACAGCUAAAAUCCAAGCAAGUUUCAAAAGAAAACAAGCAAGAAAAGAAGUGGAAAAAAUCAAAGAAGAUAAGAAACAAGCUUCCAAACAUAAAAUAGAAGAAGAAAUAGACAUUGAUCUAAAUGACCCUGAAGUUGCAAAUAGUGCAGCUAAAAUUCAAGCAAGUUUUAAAGGGAAACAGGUCAGAAAAGAGGUGGCAAAGAUGAAAGAAGAGCAUAUUCAAAACCCUUCAAAGGAAAAUGACACUGAUAUAGAUACAAGAGAGGCUAAAAUAAAAGCAGAUGAAGAAAUAGACAUUGAUCUAAAUGACCCUGAAGUUGCAAAUAGUGCAGCUAAAAUUCAAGCAAGCUUUAAAAGAAAACAGGUCAGAACAGAGGCAGCCAAAAUGAAAGAAGAACAAAGUCAAAGCAAUUCAGAAGGAAACAUUGUCAAAACGGAAACAGAAAAGAUAGAAAAAAAGGCAAAUGAAGAAAUAGACGUUGAUCUAAAUGACCCUGAAGUUGCAAAUAGUGCAGCUAAAAUUCAAGCAAGCUUUAAAGGGAAACAGGUCAGAACAGAGGAAGCCAAAAUGAAAGAAGAACAAAGUCAAAGCAAUUCAGAAGGAAACAUUGUCAAAACAGAAACAGAAGAGGCUGAACAAAAGGCAAAUGAAGAAAUUGAUCUAAAUGAUCCAGAAGUAGCAGAUAGUGCAGCCAAAAUUCAAACAAGCUUCAAAGGGAAACAGGUCAGAAAAGAGGUGGCAAAAAUGAAAGAAGAAAAUAAAAAAGAUGCUACCAUAGUAAAAACAGAUGUUAAUUUAAAUCUAGAACAAGCGGAACCAACUGAGUGCUCAAAGCUUGAAGAUUGGAAUCCCAAAGAAACACCGCAAAUUAUUGAGAAUGCUGAAGAAGAUAUAAGUGUUAGAUCUAGUGUGAACUGGGAGGAUCCUGAUAUAAAUGACACUGCAACAAAUAUUCAAGCUGGUUACCGAGGGUGGAAGGUCAGGGAUGAUAUGAAUAAGAAGGAAGAAGAACGAGCUGCUACAAAAAUUCAGACCAGAUACAGGGGUUACCAAGCUAGAAAAAAUGUAUCUAAAAUUCGAAAAGAAAAGAAUAAAAACUUAAAAGAUAAUUUAGAGGAACCCAAAGAGAUUAUUGUUGAAGAUACCUCAGAAUACACCGAAUAUGAUUCUGAAACUAGUUAUUAUUAUGAGGAUGAGGAUGAUGAAUCCGAAGUCUUAGACGAGCGACCAAAAACACCUGAAACAUCUGUUGCAAAGUUUGCGGAAAAAACAGAUUCUCAAGACUCCACCAAAUUAUCAGGGUUUAAAGCAAUAGGAAUGGUUGCUCGGCUUAUGAAAAAAAGAAAGGAAAAGUUGGAUGAUGAAAGAAGACAAUCCAUUGUAUCAAAGGAUGAUUCAACAAUGGAAAAGAAUUUGUCCAAGGAAAAUCAAAUAGCUGAAUUAGUACCCAAAGAGCCCACUGCAACUGAAAGAGCAGCGGAACAAGUUUCAACAACUGAAACCACGUCAAAAAUCACCACUGAAGAUUCUGACCAUAAAUACACUUCAGAUGACUUUUUAGAUGGAGAUGAAGAAUUAGAAGAUUCUGAUGCAGAAACAGGUUCCGAGAAUGAGGAGGAAGGCGAAGAAGAUGAACAAGUUGUUCAGGAGGACAAGAAACCGUUUUUUCUUCUAAAACGUCUUGUUGGAAUAAUGUCCCUAACGGGGGGUCCAAAUAUAAAGACUUUUAAAUCCAACAAAGUUGGGAUUCUGGCAGAGGUGAAGGAAAACUCGAAGGAACAUGAAGAACAGGAAGAAACGGUUCCAAAACCUCCUGCUGAGAUUUCAAGAUCUAAGCUUGAAGGAGUGGAAGUAGUUGUGACAGACGUAGAUGGUUAA